AUGAAAAUUAUCCCCGAUAAAAGUGGGCUGAGGAAAGGAGCAUGGACACCAGAGGAAGAUAAGAAGUUGGUUGCUUAUGUUACAAGAUAUGGCCACUGGAAUUGGACCCUACUCCCCAAGUUUGCUGGUCUUGAGAGGUGCGGAAAGAGUUGUAGGCUAAGGUGGAUGAAUUACUUAAGGCCUAAUAUCAAAAGAGGGAACUUCACUCAAGAAGAAGAUGAGACUAUUAUGAAGCUGAUCCAACGUCUUGGUAACAGGUGGUCUGCGAUUGCUGCUCAGCUGCCGGGAAGAACGGACAACGAAAUAAAAAACUACUGGCACACUCAUCUGAAGAAGCGAUAUCAACAAAAUGAAAAAUCUGAAGUUUCCAAGUCGAAGGAUGAAUCCCCACUUCAACAAAUGCCAAAACAUGCUGAUGCUCUUCCAUCAACAUCUAAAUCCACCCAACUCUCUAUAACAACAGAUCAUAGCAACGAAUAUUUUGUUCUUGAAGAUGAAUUCGCUCUUCUGAAUGCAUACUCAGAGCCCUUGAACGGAAACUUCUGGUUGGAACCUUAUAUGCCCGACAUUUCGAUUGCUCCUUGUGAAGAUUUGGAUUUGGGGGCACAAACCCAUUGCUUUAGCCCUUUGCGUGACGUGCCACUUUGGAGUCAUGACCAUGAUUAG
Molecule: messenger RNA, 666 nt
Organism: Abrus precatorius (Indian licorice)
Lineage: Eukaryota; Viridiplantae; Streptophyta; Magnoliopsida; Fabales; Fabaceae
Product: transcription factor MYB13-like
Exons: 3
Coding region: 1-666 (221 amino acids)
Source: RefSeq, a predicted model, not a curated record